GCCUGUAAAACAAUACGGUGCGGUUGAAGAAUCGAAACACGUCAACCCAACGGCCGUACUUAGUGUCAACUCCUUCCUCCAGGUGUCCAGAUAGUCACGGUUACCAAGUAGCAGCUGAUGAAAUAUCCCCUUCUCCAUAUUUGAACGAGUGGCAAACUCAGCUGAGAGCAAGCACAUCAUCAUCCAGAACAACAUGGCUUCAGAACCGGCGGCACACGCUCGCCUCCCAGAGACAUCCCUCUGGGCGAACAGGAAAUGCCUCCUCAUAUGCGCCAUCGUGGCUGUAGCCAACAUGCAAUACGGCCUUGACUCUGCCUGUCUUGCCAGCCUGCAAGCCAUGCCCGGGUUCCUCCAGGUAUUUGGGUACCCUGACCCAAAUCUCGAAGGCGGAUACGGGAUUGACCGAACCUUCCAACAACUGAUCGGCUCGCUCCUCACCCUAGGCGCCUUCCUAUCUUCCAUCUUCGCGGGGCCAUUCGCGCAUUUCUUCGGCCGCAAGCCCGCUCUCUGGCUGGCUUGCUUGCUAACGGCGCUUGGCACAGCCAUUCAGAUUGGGACCACCGAUUGGGGGGUUGUCUAUCUCGGCCGGCUGGUCUUGGGUAUUGGCAAUGGCUUUCUAGUGACCUUCUCCAACAUCUACUGCGCCGAAGCGGCUCCGGCUCACCUCCGUGCUGUCAUGGUCGCUCUGUUUUCGGAGUGGGUUAAUAUUGGGAGUAUUGUUGGCGCUGUGGUUACGAAUGCUACGUCGAAGAUGAUGGAUAAGGCGUCGUACCAGAUUCCGUUGGGGAUUCAGUUCAUUGUGCCGGUGCUUUUGUCGGUGGGGCUGUUCUUUGUGCCUGAGUCGCCGAGGUAUUUGGUUAAUAAGGAGAAGAAUGGAGAGGGGCGGAAAGCGCUACAAACGUUGAGAGGGGACUCUCUGGGCCACGAGAGCUUUGAGCUUGAGUGGUUGGAGAUGGUUAAGGGGAUUGAGGAGGAAAAGAAGCUGGCGAGCUCGGUUGGACCGCUUGAGAUGUUCAGGGGUAGCAACUUGCGCCGGACACUGCUCUGCUUCGGCGUUAUAGCUACUCAAACUGGAAGCGGCUCCUGGUUCCUCAUCAGCUACACAACCUAUUUCAUGGCUGUAUCGGGCCUCACCAUUGACGAAGCCUUCAAAUACUCCAUCAUGAACACCUGCCUCGGAUUCGUCGGCGUCAACUUCGGCAUCUACCUGAUGCGCCACGUCUUUGGCCGACGUAGCAUCAUGAUGAUCGGCUCCCUGACUCAGGGGUUGUGCAUGCUGGCCAUGGCCAUUACCGCGACAACGUCAGCUGGAACAGAUCUCGCGCGGAACUUUCUCAUAGCCUUCACGUCCUUGUACAUGUUUGCAUACAAUGCAUUUGUUGGUGCAGCAAGUUACCCUGUGGCCACCGAGCUUGUUAGCACGAGGCUGAGGUCCUGGACGGUGGGUUCGGCCAUCAGUCUGGGGUACUUCUUGGCUUGGUUGACGGGGUUCUGCUCACCUUACUUCAUCAACCCUGAGAAUUUGGACUGGGGGGCCAAAUAUGCCUAUAUCUGGGCUGGCUCAAACUUCGUCUGCGGCGCCUUCUUCUUCUUUUGCUUGCCCGAGCUGAAGGGGCGGACUUUGGAGGAAAUUGACGAGCUCUUUGACCGGGGGAUACCUGCCUGGAAGUUCAAGAUUACACGGACCAACAUUAUGAACGAGGCACUUCUGGAGUUGCAGCGGCGUGAUGGCUUGGAGACGGGGGCGGAGCCCAAGCCCCUUGUGGAGGCUGUCGAGGUAGCUGGUGUCGAAUCAGGGAAGAUGUGAUAUUGUCAUGGAUAAGCGUCCUGGGCAUCCUUAAAGUUGCGAUGCUUGAUUCGAGCAUUACCCCUAGUCUAUUACUAGACUACUAGUAGAAUGCUAUACGCUAGAGCGAC
This is a messenger RNA of Canariomyces notabilis, 1917 nucleotides long. Its product is annotated as general substrate transporter. Gene Ontology annotation, cellular component: membrane. The transcript has 7 exons. The coding region runs from base 293 to 1807 and encodes 504 amino acids. Gene Ontology annotation, biological process: transmembrane transport; carbohydrate transport. NCBI's taxonomy places the organism in Eukaryota, Fungi, Ascomycota, Sordariomycetes, Sordariales, Chaetomiaceae. Gene Ontology annotation, molecular function: carbohydrate:proton symporter activity. The record is from RefSeq and is a predicted model, not a curated record.